ACAAACUUCAACAUCAAAAACUCAUAUAAAUUUAUAUAAUAAUUAAUAAACAAAAUCAUCAUGUCAAUUGCACCACCAAUGAAACCUCCUAGAGGAAUAAAAACUGCAAAAGAAACAAGUGGUUUAUUAAUAUCUGUCAUAAGAACUUUAUCAGCAAGUGAAACAAAUGAACAACGAGAAAUUGAAAAAGCUAAACUUGAAAAAGAGUAUAAAAAAAGUGAUCAAAGAUUGGAUGAAUUGGUGUCAUUGCAUUAUCAAGAUUUGACACAAGUUAUGAAUAUAUUUAGUUAUUUGUCAGAACGUGUAACAGUAUCGCGAGAAAAAAUUCAUGCUGUAAAAGAAAAUUUAAAUGCUUGUAAACAAUUGUUAAGUUGUAGACGUGAAGAGCUAAUGAAACUUUGGCUUGAAGGAAUUGAACAUAAACAUGUACUCUAUUUAUUAAAUGAAAUUGAUCGUCUUAAGAAUAUACCAUCACAAUUAAAUUACUAUUUGAAUAAGAAGCUAUAUCUUCAUGCAACUCAAUUAAUUGUAUCAGCUCAAUCAAUUGGCAAUGGUAGCCUUGAAGAAGUUGAAGCACUUCGUGAAGUUAAAAAUGAACUAGAUACUCAUAAACAACAGCUACAAAAUAAAUUAUUCAAUGAAUUAAAUAAACAUUUAUAUAUCGAAACAUCAAAUGAAGUAUUUCAGCUAAAAAAACAAGGUUCAUCUAGAGAUUUUCAACGUAGUAAUGAAACACGUGGAUCAAGAGAUAAUAAAUUAAAACGUUCAGCACUACUUGAUGUUAAUUACUCAUCAAAAGCUUUAAAUGACAAUGCUAUUAUGAAGAAAAAUUUGACAAAUAUGAUCAUUGAAGAAGAUGAAAAGUUGAUAAAUCCAGAAGAAAAUUCAGAAUAUUUUAUUUCAAUUGUCAUUGAGUGUCUUGCUCUGCUAAACAACAUACCAGAAACAGUUGAAAAAAUAAAAAAUCAAAUGGAAAAUGAGCUAUUUAAUAUAAUUGAUAAAACAACUGAUAAAAUAUUAAAUGAAAAAAUAAAUAAACAUGAAAAUACAAAAGAACAAACAAUACUUAUUGAAUUUUUUGAUAAAAUAUUUGAUCAAUUUCGUCUUAUUGCAAAUGCUCAUAAUAUUGCUCUAAAAUAUUUAUCAAAUACAUGUAAAAAAUAUAAUAUUAAUAUAAAUUUAUAUGAAAUAAUUGAUGUAUGGAAUAAAAUACAAUUUGUAUUACAAAAUUUAAUAAGUAAUUAUCUUGAUAUACAAGAUAUCAUUGAUAGACCAUAUGAAAUAUCAACAAACUUGGAUAAUCCAACAAUAGAUAUUAAUGGAUUUUUUACAAAACGUAAACAACAACGUCAAAAAAAUGGUUUAUUAUUUAAAUUUGAAUCAUCAACACAUAGCUAUUCAAAAGAUCAAAGAAAUAACAUAAAAGAUUAUGAAAAAAAAUUAAUAUAUGAAGCAAAUCCAAAAAAUAUAACAAUUAUAUUUAGACCAAUAAUGAAAUUUGUCAAUGAAAUUGAAUGUCAAAUAAAUAUAAAAUGUACAUUAAAUACAUUUAUUAGUGAUUAUGUUAAAGAAGUAUUUUUAGGACGUCAUCAUGUUAUGGUUGCAACAAAAAUUGAUACAAUAACUAAAAGUCCAGAUGCAUGGAAAACAAUAACAACACAAGAAACAAUGAAAGAACUUAAUUUAUCAAGACCACUGCUACAAAGUACAAUUAAAGUUGAUAAUUUAGUUGGUGAAUUACGUUUAUUAAUGAUUUAUUUACCAUUACAUUCAGAACAUUUUUGUACACUUGCAUUAAAUAUAUUACAUAAUUAUCGUGAAACUUGUCAUGCUGAAUAUCGUAAAAUAAUACAAACAGAAAGUCAAGAUAAAAAAAUAUGUUCAGCAGCAUGGUUAAAAGAUGAUGAUAUUAGUAGAUUUAUAAAAUCAUUACCAAAUUGGAAUAAUAUGAAAAAUCAUACAUAUGGAAAAAAUAAUAAUAGUAAUAAAUGGUCAAGACAAGAAACACAAGAUGAAGAAAGUCCAGAAGAAAUAAGACAACGUAAUUUACGUGAAGCUGAAAUUUUAGCAAGUACACUUGGUGAAGGUGGAAUUAAUUCAAAUGAAAUAUUAUCUGAUGUUGGUAAACUUCGUUGUUUAGCAUUACUACAAGAAAGUAUUGAAUGGUUUUCAUUAUCAAUAAUAACAUUUACAACUGAAUUAAAUAAUGUUAAAUUAAAUAGUAAUAAUGAUACAUUACCAAAUGUAUCAGAAUCAUUGAUUGAAUCAUUAGAACAAGUUGCUAUUGAAUUUGAAGAAUUAUCAAAUACAUGUAUAUUAGUAUUACAUCUUGAAGUUAGAGUACAAUGUUUUUAUUAUUUAUUACCACGUGGUGAAUAUAGUCAUAUUUGUGGUGGUAUUAAAGAUCCACAAGAAGCUGAUCCAAGAGUUGAAGAAUUAAGUAAAAUAUUACAAACAAUUGAUGAAGCAUUACAAUGUACAAUGCAUCCUAAAAAAAGUAAAUAUAUAUUUGAAGGUCUUGGUCAUUUAAUUGCUAAAAUAUUAAUAACAUCUGCUCAGUAUAUUGAAAAAAUUGAUAAAAGUGGAAUACAAAGAAUGUGUAGAAAUGUAUUUACAUUACAACAAACAUUAACAAAUAUAACAAUGGCUAGAGAAUUAGCAUUAGAUUAUGCUAGACAAUAUUUUGAAUUAUUUUAUAAUACACCAGAUGAUAUUUUAAAUAAUAUACUUGAAAAUGGACCACAAUUUUCAGAGCUUGAAUAUAUUAAUGCUUUUCAAUUAAUUUCAAGAAGUCAACAACAAUAUUCAUCGAUAAAUAAACAUUUAGAAAAACUAUCUGAAAUUUUAGGUGAAGUUGGUGUUACUGUAUAAAUUUAAAAUAUUAUUUUUCAUUUAUUAUUAUUAUAUACCGAAGAUAAAUUAGAUAAUAAUAUUUUUUUGAUUUUGUUAAGUAUUUAAGUUGUACUCAAUGUUGACACAAUAUUUGAUGUGAGAUAUUAUUUAAAAUUAAACUUGAUUAAUAUAUAAA
Molecule: messenger RNA, 3028 nt
Organism: Aphidius gifuensis
Lineage: Eukaryota; Metazoa; Arthropoda; Insecta; Hymenoptera; Braconidae
Gene: Sec8
Product: exocyst complex component 4
Exons: 3
Coding region: 61-2871 (936 amino acids)
Biological process (GO): chemical synaptic transmission; exocytosis; Golgi to plasma membrane transport
Cellular component (GO): growth cone membrane; exocyst; synapse
Source: RefSeq, a predicted model, not a curated record